Molecule: messenger RNA, 1239 nt
Organism: Mycena citricolor
Lineage: Eukaryota; Fungi; Basidiomycota; Agaricomycetes; Agaricales; Mycenaceae
Source: the annotation of a GenBank genome assembly
CAGGUGCUCGUUAUGGAGGAACGGGUCGCCGACAGACAGUGCCGAGACAAUGGAUAUGAUGUACGGCAAGCACCCGUGCUGCUGUCCGCUGACCAACAUCCUCGAAAAGCGCGGAGAGAGCGGAAACAAAGCCAUCAUACGCCCCAGGUCGGUGAUUUGCCCAUCGUUCUUGGCGUUUCCUUCUGCAAGGGCUCCAAGGUGGGUCAGUAUGUUCUCGGCCUUGGCGAGUGUGGUCCGGUCCGGGGACGUGGGGAAAGGAAAGUUGACGACAGAAUCAAUGUGCAUGCUUUUCAUCUGGAGAACGACGCCUUCGAUGGGCAUCCGCGCGAUUUCCGGCUGAGCGAACUGGUCGAAGUGAUGCUCGAAGAGCGCGGACGAGAAUAGCCGAUAGCAGUGGCCAGGGCCCGUUCGGCCUGCUCGGCCCGCUCGCUGGGCAGCAGAUGCCUUGGAGAUCCAGCCCACCUGGAAGGCCUGAAUGCCAUUGGCGACAUCGUACCUCCGCUGAUUUGGCCGUCAGUUGAUUGCGCUGUACGCUUGGCAGUCUGCAUUACCUCUUUCGCUCGCCCGCAGUCCACGACAUAGCGAAUCCCCGGAAUGGUGAGCGAUGUCUCGGCUACGUUGGUCGAGACCACUACAAGCCGACUGCCCUCUGGAGGAGGCUGGAAGACCUGCAUCUGUUUCUCGCUCGGCAGAAGCGAGUACAGAGGCACGACGUGCAUCGGCACAUCGCAGCCGUUUGAGUCGAGCCCAAGCUCUUUGUCCAACUGGUGUUCUUCGCUUUCUUCCUCGUCGGUAUCCAGUGCUUCAGGAUCAUCCUCGCCCAUUCCGUCAUCCACGUCGAGGGCCAGUUCACCAGAUCCAAGUUCAACAUCUUCGGCCUCGACGUCGGCUGCAUCCUGUGCUUUCGUCCUGUUCUCUCACCCGCCGCUUCCUCUCCAGAGCCUUGGCACCGAACUUGGCCUCCAGCUGUCGGCAAACUCCAGUGAUCUCAUUUUGUCCGGUCAGAAAGACCAAAAUGCCGCCAGGCGGCAGACGCGUGUGGAUUUUGGUCGCUUUCUUGACAGCCUCCGUGACGUAGUCACCGACGGUCCGCCGGCUGAAAUGAACCGUUACUGGGUGCUGACGGGCCUCGACGACGAUGAGAGGUGGAGGGGCUGGGAAGAGCGUCUUGUUCUGUACAAAGUCGUUCGUUCGUAACGUCGCUGACAUGAUGACUAGCCGCAGAGGCUGUUUCCUUCU